AGACUGGAGAAAAAGAGGAGAGGUUCAGGAAGAAGGAUAAAGGGAAUAUCAGAUGAACAUAAUAACAUCAGGAAUGGCAGGGGCAGAGUGGGAUUUAAACGCGGCGCAUUCCCGACACAUUUCCCAACUCCGGUCAGGGCGCCUCACCUCAGCCCUGCGCGCUCCUGCAGUCCGGCGGGUGUUGACAUCCAUGGAAGUGGCCGGCUUGUACGAGGAGGGCGGCUUCGCGAUCCACGGCAGAGACGGAAUCAUCGCUCCCAUCGGCGGCGGCGCGUACUGGAGGCUCGGCGACUCGAUGACGGAGCUGGGCGUGGAGGAGCGGGAGAGAGCCAUCGACUUCAGCGCGUACCUGGACUCAGCCCUGCACUGCCCGCCGCAGACACAGCCGGGCGACGCUUUCUCAGACUUCCUCGGAGAGAGCAAGAUCAAAAGAGUCACGGCUCUGCAAAACUACAAGAACUACUCUCUGCUGAACGAGCUGGAGGCGAGUCAGUGCGAGAACCUGCGGGAGUCGUACGGACUGAACUACGCGGAGCUGCAGGAGACCCGGGUGGACAGCGUGUUGAGCCCGGAGUUGAGCCGCUACCGAGCCGCCGCCGCUGCUCCCGCGGACCGAGAAGACAGCCAGGAAGACACGAAAAUGGAAAACGGCUCGUCUGGCUUCGACAUGAGGUCCUAUCUGCACUACCAGUCCACGAGUGGGAGUCUGGGGAACAUUUCCACCGCGUCGUCGAACUGCUCCAGCCCGCCCGGCACACCUGCGCCGUCAGGUAACGGCAGGUCGCCGUCGCACGGCGGCAAGUCGUCCAGCGGGAAGUCGAAGAAGCGCCUGGAUAAGGACAGCGAGGAGUACCGGCUGAGGCGGGAGAGGAACAACCUCGCCGUGAGGAAGAGCAGGGACAAAGCCAAGAUGCGCAACUUGGAGACGCAGCAGAAAGUGCUGGAGCUGGCGGUGGAGAACGACCGUCUACAGAAGCGAGUGGAGCAGCUGUCCAGAGAGCUGGCCACCCUGCGCAACCUGCUGUCCGCCACUGGACAGUGCUGAGCCGCUCACCUGGUGGACUUUACAGAAAUACAGGGUACUACUGCACCCACUGGUUUACAAGGACGCUUUGAAUGAGACUGAACAGAGUGGGCGCAUGGGGUGGCCAUCCACGACUCUUCCUAAACAUGUCACCUUAGCUUUAUUCUCAGAUGUAAUUUUUUUUUUUUUUUUUUUUUUUUUUUUUUUUUUUUUUGGUGUAUGCAGUAUUUCUGUGCAGGUUUUACAUCCAUUCCUGGUGAAUUUCUACAUUUUGUGUACACUGUGUCUGCAGCAAUGGCUGUCAGGGGAAGAGUUGUGCUGCAGUGAAAUGAUGCAACUCUUUGUAAUAGUAUUGGCAAUGAAUGAAAUAAGUAUAAUUAUUUAAUAUUAAAAGGUGAAAUGCUUUAAUUGUACUUGAUAUUUUAUUGAAUUAAACAGAUUUAUACUUUGUUUAAA
Molecule: messenger RNA, 1480 nt
Organism: Poeciliopsis prolifica (blackstripe livebearer)
Lineage: Eukaryota; Metazoa; Chordata; Actinopteri; Cyprinodontiformes; Poeciliidae
Gene: cebpb
Product: CCAAT enhancer binding protein beta
Exons: 2
Coding region: 53-1045 (330 amino acids)
Biological process (GO): regulation of transcription by RNA polymerase II; DNA-templated transcription
Molecular function (GO): DNA-binding transcription factor activity, RNA polymerase II-specific; RNA polymerase II cis-regulatory region sequence-specific DNA binding
Source: RefSeq, a predicted model, not a curated record